AUGAAUAUUUUAAAAAAAGCACAAACCCAACCUAUUUUUUCAGUUUAUCAAAAUAAAAUCUCUACUCGUCAUAAUUUUUCUAUUAAAAAACCUAUAUCAAUUUGUGAAGUUAUUAAUUUACAAGAUGAUCAAGUCGAAACUAUUACACUUGAUAAUAAUGAAAAUUAUACAGAUAAUUCAGUUACUACAUCUUUGUUAACACUUAAUUCGGAUAAUUUAUUCUCAUCUCCUAAACCAAUGAUUAAAAAAAAACAAAAAACAAAUAGUUUAGUAAAUGAUAGUGAUAAUGAAACUACUCUAUGGCCCAAUUCGAUUAUUAAAUCAUUGAUUUCUUAUUUAUCAGACAAUAUGUCACUUUACCGACUAAAUAAAGAAAAAUUUUACCUUAAAGCUGCAUUAUAUCUUGGUAAAGGUAAAACUGGGUUACAAGUUCACAAUAAAAUUCGAUCACUAAUAGACAAAUAUAUGGCAGAGAGUUCUAACAAAACAGGUAAAGGUACCUCCACUUGGGCUUUUUAUAGUGAAAUGAAUGAUAUAUUUGGUAAUCGUGAGAAUAUGAAUUCAGAUUAUAUAGUUAAUAGUACAGAUGAAGAACAUUAUGUCAAAUCAAUAGAUUUAAUUACCAAAAGCAAAAGAACUGAGGCUGAAAGUAAGAAAAUUGAAGCUGAAACUAAACAACAACUACUUAAAUUAGAAAAGAAAAAAUUUAAGUUUGAGCAAAAGAAGUGGGAACAUGAAAAAGAAGAACGAAUUAUCUUAGAGAA
Messenger RNA from Scutellospora calospora, 764 nucleotides. NCBI's taxonomy places the organism in Eukaryota, Fungi, Glomeromycota, Glomeromycetes, Diversisporales, Gigasporaceae. The record is from the annotation of a GenBank genome assembly.